UCUCUCGUCUCCUGGCGUCCCCUUGCGGCCCUCUCCAUCACUAUUCCGGUCUCCAUUCAGUCGAGAGCUUCGCAUCGGCGCUCCGCCGCUUGAUUUGGUCUUCGUCCCUCAGCUUCUGUUCUUUCCUCGGCUUUGCCUCGGCUCCGUCUUCAGUUCGUCACUCCUCCUGAAAGCUGCUUUUUAGCAGAAAGCAAUGAGGAAGCUGAAGUUUCAUGAGAAGAAGCUAUUGAAGAAGGUAAAUUUCUUAGAGUGGAAGAGAGAAGGAGGUCACAGAGAAAAUCAUGUUAUGCAACGCUAUCGUAUUACUGGACGUGAUGAUUACAAGAAAUAUUCAAGUCUGUGCCGGAUGGUCCAAAAGUUAGUAAACAUGCUGAAGCAAAUGGACCCAAAAGAUCCGUUUCGUGUUGAGAUGACUGACAAGCUGUUAGAGAAGCUGUACAAUAUUGGUGUGAUUCCAACGAGGCAAAGUAUUACACUUUGUGAGCGGUUAACAGUGUCAUCCUUUUGUAGGCGAAGGCUUGCAACUGUUUUGGUGCGAUUAAAAUUUGCUGAGCAGUUGAAAGAAGCUGUCACUUACAUUGAACAAGGGCAUAUAAGAGUUGGUCCAGAGACAGUCACUGACCCAGCAUUCUUGGUGACCAGAAAUAUGGAAGACUUCAUCACCUGGGUGGAUUCUUCAAAGAUAAAGAGAAAGGUUCUACAGUACAAUGACAAAUUGGAUGACUAUGAUCUAAUGAACUGAGUGCUGAUAAUGGUGCAUGGAUUUCGACACCGCCAGAACAUAGUGGCCAGCUACUUCGGAGAUGAACCGUCAGUUCUUUAUUUUAUUUUUUUCCCCAAAAGGAGCACGACGUAUUUCUAGUAUUCGGAUGGAUGGAGUAAGAAUUCAAUUCCCCGGUGGUGUGUUAUUUUCUAGCAGAUAAGCAUGUGUACGAAGUGAAAUCAUGACAAAAAUUCGUUAUUUGAAUAAGCUGCCUAAUAUAGAUGGGAUUAAAAGGGCUUUUUAAUCUA
Molecule: messenger RNA, 1011 nt
Organism: Neltuma alba
Lineage: Eukaryota; Viridiplantae; Streptophyta; Magnoliopsida; Fabales; Fabaceae
Product: U3 small nucleolar ribonucleoprotein protein IMP3-like
Exons: 5
Coding region: 194-742 (182 amino acids)
Biological process (GO): ribosomal small subunit biogenesis; rRNA processing
Cellular component (GO): Mpp10 complex; small-subunit processome
Molecular function (GO): snoRNA binding; rRNA binding
Source: RefSeq, a predicted model, not a curated record